GUUAACUAACGCCGUCAGAAAAUCUGCAUUUCGGAUUUGGAUUCUUCUUUGCUUGAUUGAGUCUCCCUCCAUCUUCUCGAUACUCGGUUCUGGAGAAUCUCUCUGUUUCUGUACCCUUUCCAGCUUGUCUUGUUUGAUAUUGGAGAUACAUACACACCAAUGAAGAAGCUUUUCUUUUUCAAAUCGUCGUCAUCUGGUAAUGGAACUGAUAAACAAAUUCGCCGGGAAAAAGAAUCAGAAACUUGUCCAAAGGGUCUUUCUAUGAAGCCUCAGAGUGAAGAAUAUGGUGGUCAUGAAGCUCUUAGACGAAGCCGUUCUUUUUCUUCCGCAGCUUUUCUCCUUGAUGGAGCAACUUCCUCAAAUGAUCCAACUAAUGCUACUAGAAGCAACCAUCAUCGACUUCGAAAUCAUUCAUCUCGUUUCAGAUGUUUUACUCCGGAAAGACAAUGUAAAAAAGCAGAACAUAGUCACAUGUACAAAGUACAUGACUCAUCUGGAAGUUUGUCAACUUGUUCUAGUAAUGUCUCGAGCCAAGUCUUGGACCGUUACAUUGAUGGAGAAGAGCAUACAGAACGGAGUAAGCAUUCCCCGCAUAGUAAUCUCUCUGGGAGCGUCAAAGGAAGGAGGCUUCCACCGCGAGUUCAAAGCCCUUCACCACUGUCAUCAGAUACUACAACUGUCAAAGACAAACGACAACCUAAUGGUACUCGCCUGAAUUUCUCUUCCACUGAUUAUGCGGAAAAUGGUUUGAGGGAUGUAUCGCCUCGUUCACUUGCGAGAAGCGUCAUUAAAAGACUCUCUCAUGCUCACAAAAACUUAAAGCCGUUGAGUUACGAGUCGAUCAGAGUACAAGAUGUCUUAGGUGGAAACAAACUUGACUCAAGCUUGGAUGGUUUCGUCAAUCUUCCAUUGGCUGAACAUAAAGAAUCGGUGGAUGAAUAUGACAACGCAGAGCACCAGGAGUUGUUGAACAUGCAUGUGGGCACUAAGGAAAGUGAUGUUAGUUCCGAGCUAGAAAAGAAGUAUAGAGAAGCUGAGAAGAGAGUGAAGCUGCUUUCAGAAGAACUGGAGGAGCAGAAGUUCCUAUCAGAUUGUGACUUUGAUAUAUCAUCUUUGGUUGGGGAUAUUAGACAAAUGCAAGAAGAGAGGGUAGGCUUGGCUUUCGAGGUUUUAAGUCUCUUGAGAUCACAAAUGGAUGAGAGGGCCUCUGCUAGGGAAGAAAUCAAACGGGCAAAGGCUGAUAUGGAGUUACAUAUACAGAGACUAGAAAAAGAGAAGAGCGAGUUACAGUUUGGACUGGAGAAGGAGCUUGAUAGAAGGUCAACUGAGUGGACUUCAAAGCUAGAGAGUUUCCAGAUGGAGGAGAAGAGGCUGAGAGAGCGUGUCAGAGAUCUUGCCGAGCAUAACGUCUCACUCCAGAGAGAAGUAUCGACUUUCCAUGAAAAGGAAACCGAACGCAUCGAUAUGAUAAGACGUAUGGACGAGACAGUAACGGAGUUGAGUGCAACAUCAGAGGAGUUGCGUGAAGAAAACGUGUAUCUUAUGCAAAACCUUUCCAAGGUACAAGAUAGUUACACUGGUACUACAGAAGAUCUUGAUUGCUUAAAAAGAAACUUUGAAGAGAAGGACAUGGAAUGCAGGGAGUUACACAAGUCUGUCACAAGAUUUCUAAGAACCUGCAGAGAACAAGAGAGGACAAUUCAGGGGCUUAGAGAUGGUUUCUCAGAGGAAGUUAAGAAGCAACCGUCAGAGAAACGUGAACAGAUAGAACAAAUAAGAUUGGCAGGGGUUGAGCUUUCACUUAGAAAGGAGGUGGAAUCAAUGAAGCUCGAAGUUGAGUCUCUACGUCGUGAUAAUAUUUGUCUGCUGAAUCGAGUAAAAGGAAAUGGAGAAGAAGUGGAGAUUACGACCAUCAAGCUGGACAAUGAGUUGAAGAUGCGUGUAUGCCUAUUGCAAGACCAAGGGCUCAUAAUGUUAAACGAGAGCACGCAGCUAUGUUAUAAGUUUCUGAAGUUCAUCGAAGAGAAACUAGCUCACUUCCCUGAGUCUUAUCAAUCAUUGAGUAAUGGAUUGAGUGAGCAGUUUCUGAUAGAAUCUGAGAUGAGAGUUCAUGGAAUGCGCCGUGGAACUGAAAGCCUGAAGAGGAGUUUGCAGACUGUCACCAGCUUACUGCUUGAGAAAUCCAAUGAGAUGACAUCAAAUUCAGAAUCAUCUUCCUCAGCCGCUGCUAGGCCUAGCGAGCCAAACAACCAAUCAGUGGAGAAAUUCCUGAGAGCUGAACUGAGAGCAGAGAGUCUAGUCACGAGUUUAUUAAGAGAAAAACUGUAUUCCAAGGAAGAAGAAAUCGAACAGCUGCAAGCAGAAGUAGCAGCAGGAGUACGGGGCAACGAAGUUCUACAAUGUGAAAUCCAAAACGUCUUAGACAACCUUUCAGUAAAUACCCACCAAUUAAAAGACCUCAAGCUGCAGAUGAUGAAGAAGGACGAGAACAUAAACCGGCUUGAAACCAAUCUUGAGGAAGCUGGUAAAGACUUGGCUAACAUGAAAGCUAACUUACCAAAAGUGUUGGAGGAAAGAGAAGAGAUGUGGAUGGAUGUGAAGGAAUGCAGAAAGAGAAACAUGGAAUUGGAAUCAGAGAAGCAGAUGUUGAAGAACAAGGUAGAGAAACUGGAAGAGGACACACUCAUUAAGGAAGGUCAGAUCACAAUACUAAAAGACACGCUUGGAAGCAAGCAUUUCGAUCUCCUCUCUAGUCCUGACUUCUCAUAUAAUGAUUUCUUAGUCCAAUAGACAAAUAACAAUAAAUGUAUAGGCGUCUGUUUCUCGUGCUUUUGUCUCUAUCUUUUUUCUUUCUUUAGAGCGUAUAGGUUGAUAUGUUUUGGUUCUUUUUUUAAGUCUCUUUUUAGAUUGUUUUUCUCAUAAGUUUCACCCUUUGUGAACGAUAGAAAUAAAAGAAAC
This is a messenger RNA of Eutrema salsugineum, 2958 nucleotides long. RefSeq names its product putative leucine-rich repeat-containing protein DDB_G0290503. The record is from RefSeq and is a predicted model, not a curated record. Lineage: Eukaryota; Viridiplantae; Streptophyta; Magnoliopsida; Brassicales; Brassicaceae. The transcript is spliced from 4 exons. The coding region runs from base 160 to 2790 and encodes 876 amino acids.